Phlebotomus argentipes is the source of this 4419-nucleotide messenger RNA. RefSeq names its product cationic amino acid transporter 2. Gene Ontology annotation, molecular function: amino acid transmembrane transporter activity. Gene Ontology annotation, cellular component: plasma membrane. Gene Ontology annotation, biological process: amino acid transport; transmembrane transport. Bases 300 to 2102 code for a protein of 600 amino acids. The record is from RefSeq and is a predicted model, not a curated record. NCBI's taxonomy places the organism in Eukaryota, Metazoa, Arthropoda, Insecta, Diptera, Psychodidae. The transcript has 3 exons.
UGCUUCUUGUUCAAUGUUAAUUAAUCUCGGGCAAAUACUGUCAUCAUUAAUAGCUCAUAUCUCCCCACCGCGAUCUACCUGCUCAGUCUGAGUUCAGUGCCGAGACGAUCGUUGGGCGAAUGAGAUGUUGUGCGGCGUGUCUUUUUUUUUUAAUUAAAAACGUGCACUAGAAAAAGGAGAAGAAACUUUAAAUGAGUACAUAAAUUCCUUUAUGACCCUCGCGACCCUGAAUUCAGUGUCUGUGUUAUCAGUGCGAUUUGGAUUUGUUUGCAGAGCGUCUUCAACUUCUCUAUUGAACCAUGAAAUGUGAUAGUGCAUUCGAGACACUGCGCAGAAAGAAGCCCCUCGGCGAAACUGUGAAUGCCACCACGAAGCUCGCCAAGGUCCUUACCACCCUUGAUCUCACCGCUUUGGGGAUAGGUAGCACGCUGGGCGUGGGUGUGUACGUCUUGGCAGGUGAAGUGAGUAAAACUACGGCGGGCCCGGCAGUGAUCCUUAGCUUUGCCAUUGCGGCGAUUGCGUCGGUGUUCGCAGGCCUAUGCUAUGCUGAGUUCGGGGCCAGAGUACCCAAGGCGGGUUCAGCCUACAUCUAUAGCUAUGUGACCAUCGGCGAGUUCAUAGCCUUCGUUAUCGGUUGGAAUUUAGUGUUGGAGUACGCAAUUGGCUCGGCGAGUGUGGUCAAAGGCUUGAGCACGUACUUGGACUCCUUGAUAGAUCAUGCCAUGAGUGAUGCCUUCAAGUCCUUCGCCGCAAUGCACGCCGACGCUCUUGGUGAUUAUGUGGAUUUUUUUGCCUUCAGCGCGACCAUGAUCUUCUCACUGGCUCUGGCACUUGGUGUGCGGGAAUCCAUCUCCAUAAACAACAUCUUCACCCUCACAAAUCUCGCCGUGGUGCUUUAUGUCGUGGUCACGGGUGCCUUUCGUGCUGAUCCCGCCAACUGGAGAAUCCCCACAGAAGACGUGCCCACAGAUCGUGACCAGGACUUCGGAGUAGGCGGAUUUGCGCCUUACGGCUUCGCAGGCAUCAUUAAGGGCGCUGCAAUUUGCUUCUAUGGCUUCAUAGGCUUCGAUUGCAUCGCCACAGCUAGUGAAGAGGCUCGGAAUCCACGAAGAUCGAUUCCUCUGUCCAUCAUCAUCUCACUGAGUGUAAUCUUCGUGGCGUAUUUCUGCAUCUCCACUAUCCUCACAAUGAUGCUGCCCUAUUACGAUCAGGACGUCAACGCGCCCUUGCCACAUGUGUUCAGGUACUAUGGCUGGACUGUGGCGCAAUACAUCGUGAGCGUCGGAGCGAUCUUUGGGCUGUGCGCCAGUCUUAUGGGCGCAAUGUUUCCCCUGCCUCGCGUUAUCUACGCCAUGUCCAAUGACGGGCUCAUAUUCGAGUUUAUGGGACGCAUUCACCAGCGCUUCAAAACACCCCUGAUUGGCACCCUUGUGGCGGGAUUCCUCACUGGCACCCUCGCGGCGAUCUUCAAUCUGGAUCAAUUAGUCUCGAUGAUGUCUAUUGGCACCCUUCUGGCGUACUCAAUGGUGGCCGGAUGUGUUCUUCUUCUGCGAUACCAAACUGACGACUCAUCUGCAGAAAGCGUCUUCUCUUCUGGUCAGAUACUCAACCUGGCGAAGCUCGACACUCCCACGCGGACAACAUCGACUCUUGUAACGUGUUCAGUGUCAUUCUACGUCUUGUGGUGCCUGGGAUUAUCUUUGGUGAUCACACAGCUCGAAGAUAGCAUCGAUCAGUGGUACUCCAUUCUGCUACUCUGUCUCUUCAUCGUCCUCAUCAUCCUCACUCUCACCAUCAUCAGUCGCCAACCCCGAUCGAACAGAGACAUCGUCUUCACAGUGCCCUUAGUGCCUUGGCUUCCGGGCCUAUCGAUCUUGAUCAACAUUUACCUCAUGACUCAGCUUGAUGUCAUGACGUGGAUUCGGUUCGGUGUGUGGAUACUCGCAGGGCUCGUCAUUUACUUCGCCUACGGAAUUUGGCACAGCGAACUACGCCUCAAGGCACUGGCAAACAUCGCAGAUGCCAACAGCAGAAGUAACUUGGUUGACGAAAAAGCUUUCCCGGGCUUUGGAAAAGACGACACUCUGGCCACGAGAUUAUAAGAUGAUCAGGAGAAGAUUGUGAGGUCACAAAUGGCUGCACAAAGCUUAUACAUGUCAUCAGUCUAAAUAAAUUGAACAAAUAUCGUAUAUUGGCAAUUUAUGAGUAAGAAAACACGGUGGAAGAAUUUAAAAAAGCCAAUAAAUUAAUUAUAAGUAAAUAGUCAGUAUUAAUUGUAGCCGUGAAAUACAGUUUGUCGCUGAAAUCUCUAUAUAAAGUGAGCACAAAGGAAUUAUUGUAUCUUUCGAAAUAAUAAAAAUCCACAUCAUUUUCUUACACUUUCUUAAAGCGAUGUUGAUUUUGCAUUUAGAACUAGUAUUUUUCAAUUCAGAAAAGAAAAUAAAUUAUAAAUUCCAUUAAAAUGUCUUAACAAACUCGUUUCUUUUACAAUAGUUCUCAAACACGUGCGGAAUGAACGAUAAAUAAUUAAUUAUUCAUAUUAUUACACACAAAAGUGUGAUACAAAUAUUUGCAGCAGAUCAUUUGCCAUCAGGUGAGAUCGGUGAGAUAUUCUGUCUGCACAGCAGUGCGUGAUCUUUUCGUCUCUUCAUCAAUUCUGUGUGACAGUCGUUAGGGAUCAAUACAGAACAUGUGAGUGAGCGAUAAUCGCGAAAGAAUACGGAGUCUGUGCAAUAGAACAAGUGGAUUGAAUCAUCCAGUCGAUUCAAUGCCAUCUGAGUGCUCAGCAUUGGGAACACUUGGCGAUCUUCCUGCUUAUUUUUGGAGCGACUAUUAUAUGUGUGAGGAAAAAAAAGGCCUAAUCGCCCUUGCCAUGGCACUUCCGACCAAUGUUUCGCAUCAACACCACGCCGGGUGUGAGAAAUUUGCGUAUUUUCGCGCCGAAGUGCACUCAAAAGCUGGGUGCUCUUGAAGUGAUCGCGAGGGAGCAAGGAGUUGAAUUUUAUCGCCACCGGUCGACGAUCGCGCGACCGCAUCCUUGACCAUGUUGGAAAAAAGCGUGACAGUAUCUGCGACUGAAGCCACCACUGAAAUUCCUCGGCUGCAGUCAAUGUUCUGGGAAAUUUCCUCGAACGGGAAAGUGAUAGUGCACACUCAGGAGUCGCAGCACUUGCCAGAGGGGCCGCAAAAGAGCCCCCCCCCCCAUCGACUAGUGUUUCCAUCGAUUGACAAAUACACAGUGCGCGAAUUGAGAGCGUGAGAACGGAAAAAAGUCAGACCGGCAAAUAUAAAAUAAUAUAAAUAAAUAUCAUGUCAAUGUCAGGCAAUUUGAGAGUUCAAAUCAGCACACGAUAGUCGAAGGAAAAAUGCCUGGCCAAUAUUUAGUCCAGCGUAUUGAUAAGUCAUCUCAAGACGUUUUUCUCGCAUUUUAGGUCAACCGAGAGCUUUGCGUAAUCACAAUCCACCUCGUCAUCCCGGCCAGUUCACUUGCUUUCCUCCCCAAGCAUUCCACACAGCUUUUCUCGCGCCCCACCAUUCGCCGAGUGCUCGCAAACUGGGAAAGAUAAGGCGGUUAAACUCUACUGAAUGCCCGCCAGAAGAGUGUCUUGUUGUGCUAAUGCUACACAAACAAUAGAUCUACACUAAAUGAGAUUUCAAAAUCUGCUUCACCUUAUCAAUACAGCAUUUGAGGAAUUUCCUCGUUGAAUGGCAGAAAAGGUUCUAAUGCUUGAUGGCAAGAUAGUGGAAGAGGAAAAAUCACAUUGGCUGACAAUUUGCUCGUCACUCGCGGGCGUCGCGAUGAGAUUGCGGCAUUGUAAACAAACCUAGCUCAAUAAUAACUGAUAAGGGGCCACUUUUUCCUCAAUCAUCCCGCCUCCCAUAUCACCGCGCAUACAUACUUGCGAGGAGAGAGGCUCCAAUGGGCCAAUUCAAGUCUCAUGUGUCUGUUGGAAGGCUCGCUGGUGGUUAUAAAGUUGAGAUGUUGGCCUGCGCGAACAGUCUCACGAUCAGUCAGUGCUGAAUCUCGCUGCAGUGAGGACAUCAGGCAGCACAUCAGGACGCGCGAAGGAGCUCUCUUGGGCAGGAGUGCAGAAGAGUGUUGGUCGUAUCGCGGGUGGGAAUUGGAAAAGACAAUUCAGCGGCGCGAAGAGACACAAAUUCCCAAGUGCGCCGAGUGGAAAAAUGCCUAUACGAAAUUGGAGUUGUCGCGUAUCUUAUCACUGUGGCACUAUAGAAAACACUUGGUUUUGUUUAUCACCACAUAUUGCUGGUAAAUAAUCACGGGAGAUUACAAUUAAUUUGCCAUUGUAUGAGGCUGAAAGAGAACAUUUUGAGAGAUUCAGUGUGGACGCAGCGCGAGGAGUCGCAUUAGUGAUUUUCCGGGAUCUCGGGAUUGGGGAGCAUUUGAGGAGUGCAGUU